UUUUGUCGGCAUGUGACACGGAAAAAAAGAUUUGAUUGAGAAAACACAGAAAAAAAACUGAAAGUAUAAAAUGAUCAAUUGUUUCAGCUAAACGGAUUAGUUUGAAAAUAUUAUUCGCUUUGACGUGAUCAAAGAGCAAUGGCAAACAUUUGGAUUAGUUUUGUAAUUCUCAGCUUAUUCGGUGUGAUUCUACAGGUGAAAUGUAUCACCCAGACAUUUGGUGAAACAAGCGAUAAUCCACCCGUUCUCAAAGAGAAUAUUAACAUACAUGGCGAAAUACUUAUUGUGAAGAAAGCCAUCGUUGAAUGGCCAUCGAAAGAUAGUGUGCACCCAACAUCAAAUGGAACAAUUAUUCGCGGCAUAGUUCAUAUCGAUAAUAAGCAACCGGGACAUGGACCAUCGUUGCGAUUCAUCAAUGGUGGUUAUGGACACCCAUUUGUUAUAUUGGAACUAAUCUCGAAACGUGGUCAUGGAAUUCAAUCAACAAUUUUAAUUUACGUUUAAACUUCCGAGAUAUCCUAUCCCUAUCAUAAAUACUGCUGCUGAUUCAACUGCGAAGUAUGUAUCUUCGUAUUCAUUUCGGUGUGUGAGUCAUGGACGUGAUUAAAAUCAACACGAAAAUAUAACGCUCUGUUUUGAAUAUAGCGCGAUUAUAAAUAAUAAUAAAAAAAACAUUCUGAUAAACAGAAAAAAAAAUGCUGCUGCAACUGAAUGACGUACACGAUACACACUCAUUCCAUUGUACGGUAGUUUCAUUUUAAUCAUAAAUCGUUUCGGAUUCUUUCUAGUCUAUUCCGUAGUUCGAUGUUUUCUUUGUUUAAAUCAAUUCGUUUUUUUUUUAUCUAUCGUUUGAAUAACAAAACGUGCCCUUGCGAGAAAGGAAAAAAAAAGUGCAAACAAAUGAGCAAAAGAUGUCAUCUUUUCG
Messenger RNA from Sitodiplosis mosellana (orange wheat blossom midge), 925 nucleotides. RefSeq lists its product as uncharacterized. The record is from RefSeq and is a predicted model, not a curated record. NCBI's taxonomy places the organism in Eukaryota, Metazoa, Arthropoda, Insecta, Diptera, Cecidomyiidae. The coding region runs from base 139 to 504 and encodes 121 amino acids. The transcript has 2 exons.